GAAAAAAUAAGACAGGUGAAUGGUAAAUAAUUUUGAAGGACACAACUUGCUUUGAUUCGCUUUUACUUUUUACUUUCGUUCGUGUUUUGUAACUGACCCAAAGUGUUCACCGCGUACUGUCUUUGAUUUCUAUUGAAUCUGCCAAAGGUGUCUGUGGCAAAAAUGUCUUGGAGGGAAAGUUUUUCUGCGAGCUAAAACGGCAGGAGCUUUUUAUUCCUGAAGAGAGGUGCAUGAUAACAUGGUGAACAAGAAGAAGUUUAAAUUGUAGUCAAUGAGCGCCCCUACGUAUACGGAGCUCCACCAGUAUAGUGGGGAGCAGCCUAACAAUGACUUCACCCAAAUUGUGAUAAAGGAAGAACCAUACGAUAUUUGGCCCCAAGAAAUCAAACACGAACACGACCAUCCUGAUAUUCCUGGUCUGGUGACCAGUGAUGAGGACCAAACCAUGUACCAGCAGGAUGUAACUGUCCUGUCACAAGAGCCACUUAUGUUCGCUGCCGCCAUUUACUCUCCUCUCGAGUCCUCGCAGCAGGAUCUCAGCUGCAGCAGUGACAGUCAAGACGUUCAGGUUAAUCCUGUCGAGAGACCCUUCGAGUGCAAGGUUUGUGGAAAGAGAUUCAUGAGAAAGUGCCACCUGCAAGUGCACCAGGUUAACCACUCAGGUGAGAAGCCGUUUUCCUGCUCCAUUUGCCAGCGCAGCUUUUCGCAAAAGUCAACGCUGUUUUCGCACUCUCUCACCCACACUGGAAUCAAACCUUUUGAGUGUUCCGUGUGCCACAAAGCCUUUGCCCAGAAAUGCAACCUGCAAACGCACAUGCUGGUGCACACCGGGCAGAAGCCGUUCAACUGCAAAGUCUGUGGCAAGUGCUUCUCGCAGAAGUGCAACCUGCAGAUCCACGAACGGAUUCACACUGGCGAACGUCCGUAUUCGUGCAAGGUGUGUGGUAAGCGUUUCACGAGGUCUGGAACCUUGAUGGUGCACAACAGGGUACACACGAAGGAGAAGCCGCACGUGUGCAAAAUUUGCGGAAAACGAUUCUCACAAAGCAGCAACCUGAUGAACCAUAGUCUGACCCACACGGCCAACCGACCCUUCCAGUGCCAGGAGUGCGGCCAGUCGUUCAACAAUAGCGGCAACUUGAGUCAUCACAUGCGCAAAAACCAUCCACCCUCAUGAGUAUGCCUGCCUCCUUUUUCCUUUUUUCCGUUUCUAUUUUACCGACAAUCAAAACUCCACUCGAGCGGAAUGAAUUUGAUUGUGAGCAGCGUAAAAUGUGUGCCAUCACCUUUGAAAUUACAAAAGUAAUUGGAAGUUCAAUGAAAAUCGGUACAAAUAUUUUUAAAGAGCAAUCGAAAUUGAAUUUUGUUUUUUCGAAUAUGAUCUCUUUCUUGGAAUUUGCUUUUUUUGAAUGUCUUCCAAGGCAACUAUUUUGAGCCACGACCCUUCCUUUGGUUACAAACGUGUGUGGCAUAAUAUAAUUAUAGAAAAUAUUAUAUUGAAGCAAAUUGUUCCUUUAUAUAAAUGAUAAUUAAGUUAUUUCUAACCCUCGGUGAGAAUCUGUUGAUAUUUUCCCUGCCAUAUUUACAGAAGAGAAAGGGUGCUUAAUACAUGGAGUAGGAAACGAUGUGCAUAUAAAGUUUGUAGCUGCCUUAUACAAAUAACAUGACAAACCUUAGCAUUUAGCACCUGGAGAAUUGUUAUUAGCGCAAAAGCAAAAUAAUCACGAUGAAUGAACAAGUUUCGACUUUAAAAUAAUCGAUUGGUAUGUUUGAAACUAAAAUCUCAAUUGAUUUUAUAUACAUAUUAGAGAAUUAUGUUGUAUUUGCUGAUAAUAACACGUCGAUAACUUGAUAACAAUAAUAGCUGUAACACUUUAGCGCAGUUGAUUAACAAUAAUAGAAGUCCCUCUUUUCAUGGUAGCGGUGAGGGUGUUUAACAUUCCUCUCUUUUUUAGUCACCCUGGUGAUUUUUUUCUAUUCCAACAUAUCUCGGUGUACAACUGUCUCUGUGAUUAUUAGCCAUACAAAUUAAUCUUGAAUAAAACCGUUGAAACUGA
Messenger RNA from Cloeon dipterum, 2057 nucleotides. Its product is annotated as gastrula zinc finger protein XlCGF49.1-like. The record is from RefSeq and is a predicted model, not a curated record. Bases 272 to 1177 code for a protein of 301 amino acids. Gene Ontology annotation, cellular component: nucleoplasm. Gene Ontology annotation, molecular function: DNA-binding transcription repressor activity, RNA polymerase II-specific; RNA polymerase II cis-regulatory region sequence-specific DNA binding. Gene Ontology annotation, biological process: regulation of transcription by RNA polymerase II. The transcript has 5 exons. NCBI's taxonomy places the organism in Eukaryota, Metazoa, Arthropoda, Insecta, Ephemeroptera, Baetidae.